AUGCGCCUGUCCAAGGUGCUGAUGGACGGGGGCAGCAGCCUCAAUAUCCUGUACAUCUACACUCUGGAGACCAUGGGGAUCCCAUGGGCCUGCCUGCAGGCCUCCCUCUUCCCCUUCUACGGCAUCCUGCCGGAUUGGAAGGGGGCGUAUCACGCCGUCCUUGGGUGCCCCGCAUACGCCGAGUUCAUGGCGGUCUCCAACUACACCUACCUCAAGCUCAAGCUGACAGGCCCGAACAGAGUCAUCAUUGUGAGCAGCUCCUUUGAGCAGGCGUACGCCAGCAGUCGCGAGCACUUCGACCUCGCCACCACUGCCGCGAACUCGGCGGAGCUUAGCCAGCUUCGCACCACCACCGCCUAG
This is a messenger RNA of Panicum virgatum (switchgrass), 360 nucleotides long. RefSeq lists its product as uncharacterized. NCBI's taxonomy places the organism in Eukaryota, Viridiplantae, Streptophyta, Magnoliopsida, Poales, Poaceae. The transcript has 2 exons. The record is from RefSeq and is a predicted model, not a curated record. The coding region runs from base 1 to 360 and encodes 119 amino acids.